AUGUCUACUCGCGCGUACACAGACGGAGGGCCACACAUCGACGACCCUCCAGCUUAUUCUCCUCCUGAUACUUACCCUCCACCAGAACACGGUAUACGACUUGCAGAUACUCCAGUCUCGACGGUUCUCGAGGUCUCAGGCGCUUAUGACGAGCAGGACGAGAGCGUGCCAUGGCGGAGGAGCGUAGAGGGCGAAGUUUCCGAUCUGCAUCUCGCGAGCGAGGCAGAGAAGAAGAGACUGUGGUGGCGAAAUGCUGUGAUUAAUGCUAUCUUUAUUGCCGCGUGGUUCACAUUCGGCCUUCUAAUAUCCCUCUACAAUAAAUAUAUGUUCUCGCCAGAACGUUUCGGUUUCCCAUACCCGCUAUUCGCUACGUUCACGCAAAUGAUCGUCCAAUUUAUCCUGGCGAGCGCGCUACGAUUCGGGAUGCCCAGAGUGUUCCGGCCAAAACUGGACCCAGACAGGAAACAGUGGAUGCAAAAAGCGGCCCCGACAGGUGUCAUGACUGGUCUGGACAUCGGAUUGUCCAAUGUCUCCCUUCAAACCAUCACGUUAUCAUUCUACACCAUGUGUAAAUCCUCGUCCUUGAUAUUCGUUCUCCUCUUCGCCUUUCUUUUCAAGCUGGAGCAACCGUCAUGGCGUCUCGUCUUCGUUAUUUUUCUCAUCGUUUCCGGCGUGCUCCUUAUGGUCUUCACUCAGACGCACUUCGUUCUUGUCGGUUUCAUCCUGGUCAUGAGUGCGAGCCUGAGCGGCGGUUUUAGGUGGGCGCUAACGCAGGUGUUGUUGAGAGACCGAAAAAUGGGCUUGGACAAUCCAGCCGCUACGAUCUGGUGGCUCAGUCCUAUCAUGGCCGUCACGCUCGGCGUCAUCAGUAUGUUCGUGGACGACUGGGUUGGCUUGUUCCGCGAACAAAAAUGGUUCAGCAGUGUCGGACAGGCUACGACCACGUGCGUCAGCUUGUUGAUCCCUGGAAUGCUGGGCUUCAGUAUGGUGCUGAGUGAGUAUUACAUCAUCCAGCGCAUCGGCGUCGUUCCCAUGUCGAUUGCAGGGAUAGCGAAGGAGGUCGCCACCAUCACUGUCUCGGCCUGGGUCUUCGGUGACGAGCUUACGCCCUUGAACAUCACCGGCGUCAGUAUCGCCAUCUCUGGGAUCGGGCUUUUCACCUAUCACAAGUACCGAAAGUCGAUCGAAUCUCCAGUGCCGCUCGAUGCCCACGGAAAUCCGAUCGUGAUAGAAGACGAAACAAGUGAUGCGUUGGGGUUGACAAUGGGUCGCGGAUCCAUUGGUGCAUACGAUGAUGGAGUUGGAGGAUUGUCAAUGGGUGGAGACGAGGAAAGGGUACCGUUGGCCAGAACGAUGGAUCUUGAAGCCGAUCCACACACGCGUGCAAGUCACGAAUGGUCAAAUACAAACGACACGGCUACUUCCUCCGAAGCAGCAAUGAUCGACGGUCAUCUAGGUACUUACCACGAACCGCCGCAACUACUAUUUUCCGUGGAUGAUGCCGACGGAGAAGGCGACGAGGAACGGCAAGAGCGGGAGCUGCGGGAGCUGGAUCGCGAGCUCGGUUUAGAUACCUACGAUCCGCCCUCAGCAAAGAGAGCGUUCGAUGCAAAAACUCGCUCGAGCUUGGCGGCGGACGGUCUCGAGGAUCCCGAUCCGUGGAGUUUCGGAGAGGAGCCCCCGGCGGAGGAAAACGGUCACCUACGUCGUGACUGACCGACUGCUAUGUUCAGAGUUGUGCGCCCUUCGAUGUUGUGCGUCUUCGUGUGUCUGUUCCAACAUCUAUUAUUACCGCAGUAUUUCCAAGAGGUGGCUAUCUUCGGGCGGGGUGGGUAUGUAUUCGGCAGACAUCGUGUUCUUCAGUCGGGUUGGCGUGUUCGGUGGGCAAGGAGGCGUGGCCGAGCGUGAUGUCGGCGGCGUCGUUUUUUGUGUGUAGUGUUUUUUGGGCGUGAAUCGGAUCGGUUACAUUGCAUAGAACUGACUAAUGUCAUCCUUUUUUUAACACGGUAGUUCGCUCAGACCGAGAUCAUUUCGGUAACUUAUUCCACCUAUAGACCACAUACAGUCCUUUCUCAGUCUUAAG
This is a messenger RNA of Stereum hirsutum FP-91666 SS1, 2083 nucleotides long. Its product is annotated as TPT-domain-containing protein. Gene Ontology annotation, biological process: UDP-glucose transmembrane transport. The coding region runs from base 1 to 1716 and encodes 571 amino acids. The record is from RefSeq and is a predicted model, not a curated record. NCBI's taxonomy places the organism in Eukaryota, Fungi, Basidiomycota, Agaricomycetes, Russulales, Stereaceae. Gene Ontology annotation, cellular component: Golgi apparatus; cis-Golgi network; endoplasmic reticulum-Golgi intermediate compartment. Gene Ontology annotation, molecular function: antiporter activity. The transcript is spliced from 9 exons.